ACAUGAAGCAGCACUUCCUACCGACUGUUCCCUUGUGAUCUCUCCACCACCACACCUCAACUCUCUCACCUCUGCCUCUGUUUCUUCUGCCUUCUAGACGUUAUAUGUAUAACGUCUUUUCUUGAUCAUCUUUUCUAUGGUGGUACCCUUCUGUUGAUAGAUUUAUCAUACGGUUUGUCGAGCCAGUGCUCACCGGCUUUGGUCAGAACAUUGCAGAGACACAGAGGAAUGGGAGAUGAGGUUGAUGAUUCGACCAACUCAUCCUCUAGAUUGUUGUUGGUGUUGUUCCUUCUCAUGGGCGCAUCUUCCCUUGUUGCUUCUCAUGACGGCCUGCUAUACGAUUCAACAGCCUACACAAAGUGUUUGGGGAAGCCGGCGAGGCCACUUUACAACGGAGGCAUUCUAAAGGAUAUUAAGAUUACUUCCGCAAGCAAUGACUCUUCUCCAUCUCUUUCGUUGUGCAAUCUCACCCAAGUAACCAAGUACUCUUUCUCCAGUUGGGUUAAGAUCGAUGGAGCAGAUUCCGCCCUCAUACGUGUGAGCCUGAGGACAGAAAAUGAGUUAUAUAGUUGUAUAGGGAAUGUAAUGGCAAGGAGUGGAUGUUGGUCAUUCCUCAAGGGCGGAUUCACUCUGAGUUCACCAUCAAAUGCUACAUUAUCGUUUCAGGGUCCUGGUAGUACAGAUGUCACUAUAGCUAUCGAAAGCGCCUCUUUACAGCCCUUCACUGAUGAGCAAUGGAGAAAGAGUCAAUAUCACAUAAUAAACAAAGUAAGGAAACGCCCCGUGACGAUCCACGUCACCGAUGAAAAUGGAGAAAGGCUGCAAGGAGUGGACAUUCAAGUCAAGCAGGUCUCCAAGGAAUUCCCAUUUGGAUCUGCGAUAGCUAAGACCAUCCUCGGAAACAUCCCAUACCAGAAAUGGUUCGUGGAGCGGUUCAAUGCAGCGGUCUUCGAGAAUGAGCUAAAAUGGUAUGCAACUGAACCCGAGCAGGGUAAAAUUAAUUACACCAUAGCAGAUCAGAUGCUAAAAUUCGUCCGAGAGAGUGGAGCCACUGUCCGGGGGCACAACAUAUUCUGGGAGGAUCCAAAGUACACCCCUGCCUGGGUCGGGAACCUCAUGGGCCUGGACCUGGAGAAAGCCGUGAAAGCCCGAAUAACAAGCCUGCUGGACCGGUACAAGAAGGAGUUCGUGCACUGGGACGUGAGCAACGAGUUGCUCCAUUUUAAUUUCUACGAGCAGAGACUCGGACCCAACGCGACGCUAGACUUCUUCAAGACGGUCCAUGAAUCAGACCCUCUGGCAACGCUUUUCUUGAAUGAGUUCAACGUGGUGGAGACAUGCAGCGAUGUCAGUUCCAGUGUCGAUGGGUACAUUUUGAAGCUAAGGGAGCUCAGGAGGGGCGGUGUGUCGAUGGAUGGGAUUGGGCUGGAGAGCCACUUUGAUGCACCGAAUAUCCCCCUCAUGAGGGCUGUAAUCGAUAAGUUGGCCACGCUAGGACUCCCGAUUUGGCUCACGGAGGUUGAUAUCAGCAACAAAUUCGAUAAGAAGACACAGGCUGUUUAUUUGGAAGAAGUGCUGAGGGAAGGCUUCUCGCACCCCUCUGUGAAUGGAAUAAUGAUGUGGACAGCGCUCCACCCUUACGGAUGCUACCAAAUGUGCCUGACCGAUGCCGACUUUAGGAACCUACCUACCGGUGAUGUGGUCGACAAGCUUCUCCGAGAGUGGAGAACCGAGGACAUACAGGGCCAGACAGACGAGUACGGAUCAUACAGCUUCUUUGGGUUUCUAGGUGAAUAUUCAGUUACUCUCGAGCACGGGAACGGUACUGCGACGUCAACAUUUGCACUGUCCCAAGGUGAGGAAACCAAGCAUGUCACAAUUCACUUGUAAACAUUCACACACAAUGCCAGAAAAUAGUGUUCAUCAUGGGGGAGAUCCAAAUGAUUAACAUCAUCUAUAGCUAAUUCGUCUGCUUUCUCAGAGAUCGGUUGAAUCAUUUGCAGAAUUUAAUGUAUUGACAAUUACAUUCGGUCUAUCUUAAACAUAGUCACCAACAAACUGUUAAUUGAGUGGUAAACAGUAUCAAUCCCGGUAUAGGAGAUUACAAGUA
This is a messenger RNA of Punica granatum (pomegranate), 2110 nucleotides long. Lineage: Eukaryota; Viridiplantae; Streptophyta; Magnoliopsida; Myrtales; Lythraceae. The record is from RefSeq and is a predicted model, not a curated record.